Leishmania mexicana MHOM/GT/2001/U1103 is the source of this 2793-nucleotide messenger RNA. RefSeq lists its product as hypothetical. Gene Ontology annotation, molecular function: GTP binding; phosphatidylinositol binding; phosphatidic acid binding. Lineage: Eukaryota; Euglenozoa; Kinetoplastea; Trypanosomatida; Trypanosomatidae. The transcript has a single exon. The coding region runs from base 1 to 2793 and encodes 930 amino acids. The record is from RefSeq and is a predicted model, not a curated record.
AUGGGCGUCGCUUUGUCUACAGUGCGGCACGCGGGCACCGCCGUUCUCGUACCUACAGUCAGUGCAGCAUCGGCAGAAGUAUUGCCGCUCUCAUCGGAGGAGCGGGUGGCGGCACUGCCAGUAACGACGACGCCGCCUGCUGCUGCCAAUGCAGCUGCCACCGCUCCAGCCCCGCCCGCCGUUGAGCACACAGCGAACCCUCGGCAGCGCCUCACGGACACCCAAGUGGCACAUGCACCGGCAUCUUUGUCGCAUGCCGCGCCAAAGCCCCAUCGGCGCUUCCCUCCCAACCGCGAGGGGACCUCGGCAUUGGCCACACUCCCUCUGGCAGCAGUCUUGACUGCGGCCCCGGUCACGGCCGAGGCGGCCGUCAAGAGUCACCGCAAAGAGAACCGCGCCACGAAGCCCCUGCACCCGGCGCCGGCGUCGCUGUUGACGCGGGCAAAGGCGGGACGCCGCGACGCAACUGGUGAUGCCAUCAUCGCUGGCGAUCACCUUCAUUUCAGGUCUUGCCAGGACGCCGGCGUCGUCGCUAACCGCAACAUGGACUGUGGUGAGGAUGCCACGCUUGCCGUGAGGUCACCGGACGAGGGGCGACGGAGCGGCACGUCCCUGCAGAGCGAGGGUGGCCUCUACGGAGAGAAGGGACAGAGGCAGUUCGCUGCGUCUGCUAAAUCGUCUCCAUCGCCGGCUUCGCCGGAGGCGGAGGAGGUGGCCGCGUCGGCGUGCGCAUCGGUGAAAGCCACGGCUCUCGCAGAUGCUCCGGGUGGCCCUGCUGCUCCUCUGCUGAGCAGCACCUUCACAGCCUACCGUCCGGUGGCUCGCUCGGCCUCUCCUGGGCCGGCGCUUGGCCAGUACGAAGGGCUCCCGCUCACAUCGGUGCAGCAGGUGCUGGGGUCCAAGCACAAGGUAUACCGUAUCUGCCUCACCGGCGGUCCGUGCGCUGGCAAGUCCACCAUGCUCUCGGCCAUUCAGGCAAAGAUCCCGCAGCGCACCGGCUUCCGCGUCAUGUGCGUGCCGGAGGCUGCGACGCUGCUCGUCACCGGCGGGAUGCAGUGGGAUGGCGACCUCACCGUGCCGCAGCAGCUCGGGCUCCUUCGCACCCAGCUUGCCUUGGAGGACCAGUUCUACGCACUCGCCGUGGCGUCCAAUGUGCCGACCAUCAUCGUCUCGGACCGUGGCACGAUGGACGGCCGCGCGUUCUGCACUGAUGCGCAGUUCCAGGAGAUCCUGCGCGGCGUCGGUAGCACCAUCGACGUGCUGCGCGAUCGCUACGACGCCGUCAUUCACAUGGUCACCGCCGCGGAUGGAGCGGAGGAGUUUUACAACUUGGACAACCCGGCGCGGUACGAGGACUUAGACGGCGCACGCACCUCCGAUCUUCGUCUGCAGAGGAUGUACGUUGGCCACCCGAUGUUCCGCCUGCUCGAUAAUUCGACCUCCUUCGAGGACAAAAUUGAGCGAGGACUCCAGGUGGUCAGCCAGGUGGUGCACAUGGAGCAGUGCGCGCCGGCGUUGCCCACUUACUAUUUAGUGCGCCGCUGCCCAGCUGAGCUUCCGGUGGCGAGCGCCACGUACACGACGUACACGACUGUACUGGGCAACAGCCAGAUCAGCGACAUCCGACUCCUCGUGAAGCGCGAGAUGGCGGAUGGGUCGACGAUGCACUUCUUCAAGAGCGUUCGCGACGCUCCGUCGGCUGCGUUGUCCUCGCGUGCGCCACCCCGCGCGACGUCGCACGCCAGCAGUGGCGCCUCGUUCCGCAGCAGUGUGAACGCCCCGACGAUCAGCACAGCGUCGCCAGCGCCGCAGCGCAUCGAGAGCGCCCAACGCAUCAGCAGUCGUGAGUACGCAAGCUUGUGCAAGCACCAUGACAACACCCGCGCUGAGGUGGUGAUGAGGGCGACGCACUUCAUCUUCGAGGGUGCGAACUACGAGCUGACGACAAUGAUAGCACCAACCUGGGCAGCAGGACGCCAGACGCUGACAGUGGAGAGCUGCACAGUGCCGACGGCGAAGCAAGAGCAGGAGCAUCAGCAUGGCUCGCGUCACGCUGCUCCACCGGCGACGGCGCUGCGCCUCCCACCGUUUUUAGAGGUGGAUCGCGAGGUGCCGGUGGAGAGCCUGACGACCACUUUUCUCAUCUCACACAAGGAGACGGGGCCUCUCUACACAUCGCUGGCGUUUGCGCCUGUCUUCUCCCGUGCAGUGGUGACCGCCCUUGGUGCGCAUGCGGACACGGAGAACAUCCUGUGCAGCACGGUGAGCACUCCCCGCGGCACGCCGGCGCUUCGGACGGAGAAGGGCACGCUUCACACUCACCCCGCUCUCGCAGAGAAGAGGGAGGACAGCAGGUUGCCCGCACAAGUCCCCGUCUCGGGAGAGGACACCCGGCGAGUAGAGAACGCGGAAAACUCGGUGUUCCUGGCCGCACCACCGCCACUGCCGUUGCCUGCACGUCGCGGGCUUGCUCCGCUCGACGUCAAUACACUCUCUAUCUCCGCACCAGCGAAGAAGUCCGCCUCGCCCAAGGCAGAAGGCACACAUCACGUGGAGCUGGAGUCUUUGCCGCCACACCUCGAUGAAUCGACGAGCAUUCGCGAGCAACACAACGUCGGCACGCCGUCGCGCUUCUCCCUAGCCGGAGAGGAGGGUGACGCUGCGAAAACAACCACGGCGGCACCAGCCGGGGAGCGUCUGCAGCCGGAGAGACUGAUGGCGCGAGACCCCGAGUCCAUCUUGCCUCCUAUUGUGGCGAACCGGUCAACUCCUAUGACCUCCCUGCGCAGCUGA